This is a messenger RNA of Phyllopteryx taeniolatus (common seadragon), 2540 nucleotides long. Its product is annotated as TLE family member 5-like. The transcript is spliced from 7 exons. Gene Ontology annotation, molecular function: protein binding; transcription corepressor activity. Gene Ontology annotation, biological process: regulation of DNA-templated transcription; negative regulation of canonical Wnt signaling pathway. Gene Ontology annotation, cellular component: nucleus; transcription regulator complex. The record is from RefSeq and is a predicted model, not a curated record. Lineage: Eukaryota; Metazoa; Chordata; Actinopteri; Syngnathiformes; Syngnathidae. Bases 399 to 1040 code for a protein of 213 amino acids.
GGCGGGCGCGUGCGUUAUUUAGAAUCCCACUCGUGUUCUAGGCAGGGCAGCUAAUGUGUAUCCAGUCAGGCUUUCCCGUGGGGAGGCGUAACGUUAAUACAAAAAAACCCCAAAAACUCAUUCUUUUGUAAAGCCUUUUUUUUUUUUUAAUAUUUUAAAUCUACUGUUUAAGCGUCUCUUGUCGCAAAGAAGGUGUCGGUGAGCGUGAGUCGAUUUAACGCUAAACGAGCGUUCCUCUCCAACGAUGACAGGGUACAAAGUGCGAACAGCAAUCAUUUAAAAGUCACAUAUCCGGGAACGCGUUUGCUUCAACCGGAUAGCUAGCUCGCUCGGGGCUCGACGCGACGGAGAGGGACUCCUCGGCGAGCGAGCGACGCUACUGCUAGCUUGCUGCUGACAUGAUGUUUCCUCAAUCCAGGCACUCGCAGGCGUCGGCUCAGUCCGGACAAGCUCUCAAGUUCACCACCUCUGACUCAUGUGAUCGCAUCAAAGAUGAGUUCCAGUUCCUUCAAGCACAAUACCACAGUCUCAAGUUGGAAUGUGACAAGCUGGCGUCGGAAAAGUCUGAGAUGCAGCGUCACUACAUCAUGUAUUACGAAAUGUCAUACGGAUUGAACAUUGAAAUGCACAAACAGGCAGAAAUAGUCAAGAGACUUAACGGCAUUUGCGCUCAGGUGCUGCCAUACCUGUCGCAGGAGCACCAGCAGCAAGUCAUGGGCGCCAUCGAGAGAGCCAAGCAGGUCACGCCCCCUGAGAUGAACUCCAUCAUACGGCAACAGCUCCAGGUGCAGCACCUGUCCCAGCUCCAGGGCCUGGCUCUCCCGGUGGCUCCUCUCCCUCUGGGCCUGACUCCGCCCAGCCUGCCGGCCGCCUCGUCCGGCUCGGGCCUGCUGUCUCUGUCCUCCAUCCUGGCCAACUACUCCCACGGCCAGGCCGCCCAAGCCGCCAAGGACGAGAAGGUCCGCGGGGACGCCGCCCAGGCCCAAGCCCAAGCCGACAGGCCGCCGCCCAGGCCCGACGACGGCGACAAGUCCGACUAGACGACGGCAGGUAAAGGCUGGAAAACGAAGGCGGCGGAAGAACGCAGACUGUUUGUUCUCAUUCGACAUAAUGUGUACAUAUUCACGCUUGUAAUGUACAAGUGUAAAAACGAAAAAAUAAAGCGUAGAAGGGUAAAUGUUACUUUUUACUUUCAUUCCUCCUUCACCUGUAACGGCAUAAAUCAAAGUGGAGUCCGCUCGCCUCUAAUGACACGCUUAACGGAGACAAACCAACUAACCCUUUGUCACUUUUGACGAAACACCAUUUUUUUCCUGUUCCUUUUGCAAGUGGCUGACCAACCACUGGCCUGUCCGCGUACCUCAAUCCCAUCCAAAGACAUUUGAGUCCAUUCAAACAUUUAUCUGAAAAAGAAGAAAUUAACUCUUGUGCGGGCACACUACAGUAGACGGCGCGACUGUGUGACUGAGUUGGUGGAUGAGUCUGCAUGUGUGUUGGAAAGUUAGUUUGACGGUGUUUGAGAAAAGUGUGUGUGUGUCCGCACGUGCGUGGUAGAGGUGUGUGUGCAAGCGAGAGAAAGUGAAAGUCUGAGUAUGCGAGCACACGUGUUUGUAAAAAUGAAAACAUUUUUGGUUUCUUCUCUUUUUGCACCUUUUUGUCUAUGUCCGUAUGCUCGCUGCAGCCCCUCCCUCCCACCCGCCUGUUGGCCCACUCUUCAUCAGGCAAACUUGAAAUGGAGUUUUCAAAAAAUUGUCGUAUUACAUUUUGAGUCUUGUCAAAUUGAACAUUUUCACAUCAAAUAAGUCAAAUAUGCAAGGCUUGUCUGUCGCCAUUGUGGAGGUAGAACUGACGUCUCCACUUUGGGCCAACAGGGGGCGGCGGAUGAACUGUCAUUGGCUUUUGGAAUGAUGUCACACUGAGUUCAGCGAGCUUUGACUUAAAAACACUUGGGAAGCUUUAAAAAAAAAAAAAAAAAAACACUUAUACAUUUUUUUUUAAUUUAGUUUUUAUUUUGUGUAUUUUUCAUUUUACUGUAUUUUUAAUUCUAUUUUUAGUAUUUUAUUUUGUAUAUUUUUUUCCGUAAAAGCACUUAAGUGUCGUCUGUGUGUUCUGAUAACGUUAAUGAUAGUAAUAAUCAUCUUUUGUGUGCGUUUGUUUACUGUGAAGGGCCAAUUUGUAUACAUAUGAAUAUAUCAAUAUACAUAUUUUUAAAGCAUUUUUUGUACGUUCCAAAGCUGCUUUUUAACAUGUGUAUCAUGAAGAGCAAGUGUGUGUGUGUGUGUGUGUGUGUGUGUGUACGCGCGCGCAUCAUUCUUUUCUUUUUUCUUUUGUCCAAGUUCUGCAAGUCGUUUUCUCACUUUGUGAUUUUUUUUUUAAUCCUCUUGUGCAAAAUUAGUGGAAAACAACAAACCAUGUCUAAGUGAAUAUUUGAAAGAAAGCAAGAGUGUACUACGCUAACAAAGACAAGAAGGAAUGCAUGGCGCUUUUAGCAGUAAGGGAGCUUUUCUGGUGCCUUACAAAUAAAUGUGAUUGGAACACUC